Molecule: messenger RNA, 910 nt
Organism: Hemiscyllium ocellatum (epaulette shark)
Lineage: Eukaryota; Metazoa; Chordata; Chondrichthyes; Orectolobiformes; Hemiscylliidae
Product: interleukin-17C-like
Exons: 3
Coding region: 53-595 (180 amino acids)
Biological process (GO): inflammatory response
Cellular component (GO): extracellular region
Molecular function (GO): cytokine activity
Source: RefSeq, a predicted model, not a curated record
GGAGCCUGACACAGACACAGACACAGAGAGAGAGAGAGAGAGCAACAGGGAAAUGCAGCCAGAGCCACAGCUUCUGUUCAUGGUUCUCCUGGUAUCAGGGCUUGGCCAUACACAGAGGAUAAAGAGAGAUGAAACUCCUCACUGCUGGAACCCUGAGGAAAUGGAGAGCCAGGUCAAGGGGCUGCAGAAGCUCCUGGGCAGGGCCAGAAUGAACCAGCUGCCCUCAGUGACCCUGGUUAAAGAGUUGGAGCAGCAGAAACCCCAGGGGAAGAAAGGCUGCCCCGAUCUCCGGCAAUAUUCCACACACAGCAGAGACAUCAGUCACCGCUCCAUCUCACCUUGGGCAUACAGGAUCGAUUACGAUGAGAAUCGAUAUCCUCCAAAAUUGGCCUUGGCUGAUUGUCUCUGUGAUGGUUGUAUUGAUGCGGAGAAUGGGGAAGAGAUGCUGUGGUUAAAUUCAGUGCCUGUGGAACAGACGAUGUUGGUUCUGCAGCGUCAGACCUGCCCUGGGCAUCCUGGCAUGUAUAGUUUCCAUCUGAAAUACAUCAAGGUGCCCGUGGGCUGUACAUGUGUCCUGCCCAAAAACAGCUGGUGAGCUCCUAUGGAGCUGAUGAUAGUGCCCUCUGAGAGGGACGUUCUCACUGACCCAGCAUUGUGUUUUCUGUGAAAUGCUCUCUGCUCAAUAUUAUCAUCAGCAAAACCAGCCACCCAGAGACAGCCUGCUUCAGGUCCCAGAUAUCACAGUGACUGCGGGUAGGAGCAUGGGGCUUGUUAGACUGAGUCUGAGGGGUGGGGUUGGACUGUACAGAGGGAGUUAGACUGGACUGUGGAGGGGGAGUGGUUAGACUGGACUGAGGCUGUUAGACUGGACUGAGGGAGUUUACACAAACUGAACGGGGGUUAGACUGGA